Messenger RNA from Calliphora vicina (urban bluebottle blowfly), 4653 nucleotides. RefSeq names its product myb-like protein I. The transcript is spliced from 5 exons. The record is from RefSeq and is a predicted model, not a curated record. The coding region runs from base 2106 to 4544 and encodes 812 amino acids. NCBI's taxonomy places the organism in Eukaryota, Metazoa, Arthropoda, Insecta, Diptera, Calliphoridae.
UUUAUUUUGCCAUGCUCUCGCAUAAAAACCAGUGUGAAACGAAACGGUGUUGUGCGGUGUUGUUCGGUUGUCAUUUGCCGUUAAAAAUCAAUGUAUAAUAAAGUUAUUGCUGUGUUUGAAAGUAAAGAACUGCAUAAAUAACAAAAUAUUAAAAAUUUAUAUGCUCGCCAAUAAUUUGUUUCUUGUUUUUUUUACGUGUAUAUUCGCUAAUUUUGUUUGUUGUUUUAAAUUGUGUGCGAAAAACAUGUUUCAACAAGCGGAGACAAAUUUAUUAAAUUAAUGGAUAUAUAGACGCUACUACUCGUACAAAUAAUAAAACAAAUUACGCAUAUUAUAAAUAAAUAAAAUUGAAAAAAAAGAAAGUAAAAAAAAUUAUGGUGAAAUUGAAAAAACAAAUAAAUUAAAAGAAGAAAAAGAAACAGCUACUACAACAAAGUGCAAUUUUACACACACUGAGAGAAAAAAUUUUAAAAGUUAUUGCAAAUAAAACUGAAUUAAAAUAAUAGUAAUUACUUAUUACUAAAUUGUAAUGAAAAGUAUAAAGUAUUAAACAAAAUUAAAAAAAACAACAAAAAUACUCAAGUAUUUCUGCAAAGAAACAAAUUUAUGUGCCAUACAAAAAAAAAUAAAAAUUAAUUUAUACAUUAAACAAAUUCCUAAUUAUUAAAAACAAAAAUAUUUAUUAUUCAUAUAGAACAUUACUUGCAUCCUAUCAAUUAGAAAAUAAUUAUAAAUAAAAGCUUUAAAAAUAACUUAUAACAACAAGAAAGACCUUAAAAAGAAAAUUGUACACGUAAAAAUUAAAAUAAAACUAAACAGAAUAAAACACCUUCCUUUUUGCCACUCUGUUUUGUUCUAACCAACGUGUUGAAAAACAAUAACAAAUCAAAAACAAACAAAAAACAGCAAGGAUAACAUAAAAAACAACUAUAAACAAGUGAGAAAACAACAAAAACAAGACACAAGUGAAAAACAUACAAAUUUGACAAAGUGUAAACAUUGUAUUCAUAACAGUAUUAUUAACACGUAACCUACGUCACAUCGUCAUCAUCAUCAUCAACAAACACACCAAUACCAGCAACAACAACAACAACAUCAGUGUUUGUAAACGAACACAGAACAGAGAAGAGAAAAAAACGAGAGUAUUUUUACCACCAGCCAUCAUCAUUAUUAUCAUCAUCAGCAACAACAAGGGCUACUAUAAAAAAAAAGAACAACUACAUCAGCAACAACAAGAAUAACAGCAGCAAUAAACACCAGGAAUAACUUUACAACCUCAAAUAGCAACACAUUACGACGUUACAGCCGAAGACCCCCCACUCUAAUUCUUGUGAACAACAUUUAUACACAAUCCCCUACUUGACUUGACGUUUUCAUUUUUUUUGUUGGUCCUCUUCGUCUUCUUUAUACUUAUGUACGUUUUAAUUUUGUUAAACGCAUUUUUUUUUUUCGAUUUACUGGCUGUGUGUAUAUUUGUAUGCUACAACACAUCAGCUUGGUCCUACGUUGCUAGGUAUUUGAUUAUAUUGCUGUUGCUUGUGUUACUCCAUACUUCUAUUAUGAUUCUUGAUAAAAUAAACUCUUCUUCUUCUUCUUCGUAUUCCUAACUUACUACUACUCCUGCUUGUUCUUCUCGAUUACAAGUUGUAAAAACAACAACUGAACAGUAGAGUAACUGUGUUUGUGUGAAUGCUUAAAAACGAGACAUCAACACACGAGGAACUGACUCAACUGCCUGACAGCUUGGCUGGUAAAAAAAAAGACAAGCAAAACAAUAAACAAACCCAACAACAAGUCAGGAAUCAUCAUAUAGACAAACAGAAACACACAGGCAAACACAACCAAACAAAUCCAAACACUGGAUAGGAAGACAAAAAAGAAAACAAAAAAAGAAUAACAACAACAAGGAUAACAAUUGCAAAACAAAUAAGAACACAAGCAUAAAAAAAGGCCAAAACAGAAGCUAAAAAUCAAAACAAACUACACGCGGUUUGAUUGUUUUUAUUUGUGGGCCACAAUCAACCAACCAACAAACCACCACCUGUAACCAUUACAAGGACAACAACAACUACAAAUAACGGUUAACAAGUAUAUAAUUGGUCAACAUGUCCUGCAUAUCCUCGAAUUUUAGUUCAUUCUUCCUUAAUUCUCUUAAUGAUCCAUCGGAAUUUUCGAAAUAUUUGAGCAAUGGAGAGCUACGAUUCUCCUCAACGUUCGAAGAUUUCCAGGUCUAUGGACAAAAUAAUGCCCAACAGCAGCAGCAGCAACACUAUCAACAACAACAACAUCAUAUCAAUGGUGGAGUGGGUGUGCUGUGUAAUGCAAAUGGUGAAAUAAUCACCAGUAAUGGCGAUGAAGGCAAUUCGAAUAUUGAAAAUACUCAGCCUAUUGUAACAUCAGUGCAACAUUAUGGCAGCUAUCAAGCCCAACAAAUGCAACAGCAUCAUCUGCAGCAGCAACAGACGAGAUGGGCUUUGCCCCAUCAACAAACUAACCAUCAACAGAAUCUUCCACUAAAUGCAGCUGCUGCAUCUGCGGCCAGUACCAGCGGUGUGGCGACAGCAGGAAAUCAACAUUUCGACGGUUCCUUUGAAUUUAUGAAAUAUUUACGUCAUUCAAAUGACUACAAUGACAACGCACACGAUGCUGGCGGCCAACCUAAUCAAUCACAAUCUUCCCAUGCCAUAGCGGUGGGUACGAAACCAGAAGCUUCCCUAAAUAACGGUCUUAUGGAUUUAGAUAACGCACACAAACGUGCAGCAGCACGCAAAACUCCGGUCUUGUCUUCCGUCAACAGCAAUCAUCAUAACUCCGCAACCAGCAACAGUUCCCAUCCCACACCCAUGGAUAUCUAUGAUCAUGACUCCAAGCACAAUAUCUACGAUUUGCAUCAUAUGAAUUCGAUGCAUAGCUCCAAUUCAAAUGAAUCAUCUAUGGAAUUGUCGUCCAUGAACUAUCCCAAUUCUCACCUAAACGCCUCCAACUCGAAUACAUCGUCAGAGGGUGGCAACACACAAAAUCACAGUGAUUUCUCCAUGCUAAGUGGUGUGGGCAAAUCACAGAAUUCAACCACAGCUAAUGCUGCCACAACGGCCGCAGCUGCUGCAGCGGCGGCGGCGACCGCCUCACCAGCUGCACCCAAACCAUUGGCUACAUUCACCAUCAAGGAUAACUUUGAGGCUCAUCCAUCGCACAAGGUGGAAGAAGGCAUUUUCCAGCAUAUGAACAAACUGCCGCCCAAAAAGAAAGAUAAUCUCAAACAAUUGGGUGUACGUUUUACCGGUCAAAUGACACUCAACGAUAAAUCGAUAAUUGUGGAAAACUUUAUUAAAUUCUGUCAAGAAUAUGAGAUUAAAGAUCAUCGACCGUUUCUAUCACUCAAUCAAAGUGGCCUAAAUAAACCUGAUCAAAUUAAAUUUGCACGUUAUCUUGGACAAGGUUUACCAACAUUUACUCUAUUUUGCAUUUAUAGUAAUUUUAAAAAUUUAUUUUGCACUAAACGUACCGAAAUAUACACAAAGGAUGGCUAUAAUUUGCCUUAUAUCUUAGAUAAAAUAAAGCGCUUCCUAGCAAAUACAACAGCGGGUAAUAAUAACAAUAAUGCCUCGAACACAUCCUCCACAUCCGCAACAACUAAGGAUAGUUCCAGUAAUUCAAAUUCCACAAAUUCAAAUACCACCCCCAAUACUACAACUACCAUGAAUGCUAAUAAUUUAAAUAAUAAUAAUAAUAACAACAACAACAACAAUAAUAAUAAUACUGCUGCAAACGCAGUGCCAGUGGCCAUGCUGAAUGGCAAUAGCAAUGGCAGCAGCAGUAGUAGUAGUGGCGGCACUGGCAAUGACAAUGGUAAAGGCAGUAGCAGCGGCAGCACCACCAUCAGCACCAACAGCAACAUUAUUAGUAAUGAUAUAAUAAAUACACCAACUAAACAAAUUCAUAAUGUGCCAUCACCAGCAACACCAAGAACACCACAAAUACAACAACAGCAGCAGCAAACGCUACAAAUACCAAUACAAACACAAAAUACCCCUUUACCAGCACAUCCACCACCUCCAACACAUGCUACCCACAUAAUGGCAAAUCAUCCAGCUACACCCCAAACUCAUUUACAACAGCAACACCUUCAUCAUCAUCAUCAUAAUCUUCAUCAACAACAACAGCUACAGCAUCAUCCACAUCAGCAGCAGCAGCAACAUCAUCUUGUACAAAUGCCCAUGAGUUCCAUGGUAGUUGUUACCUCGGCACCACCUUCAACCAUAAUGGCUUCACCUUUGCCCCCCACAGUCUCGGCAACAGCAACAGUAACACAAUCUACAACUAAUCAUAAUCAACAUCCCCUUCAUAUGCAGCCAAAUAAUCAUUUACCCCUACAUCAUCAUCCGCACCAUGUCCACCCAGUUGCCAGCCAGCCCCCUUCAAUACAACAUCAUACUACUGCUGCUGUUGUCUAUCAGCAACAACAACAUCAUCAGCAACAACAACAACAGCUACAAAAUCACCAUCCGCUACACAAUUUAGCUGCUCAAAAUCCUCCCCUCUAAAAUAUUUAUUCAAAAUAAUUUUCAUUUUGUCUCAUUCAUUUUUAUUUUUUAUUUUAAUUGUAUUUUUGAGCGCCUCGUUCUAAAUUUUUGUUUUGCUGCUCGUAUUUAG